Molecule: messenger RNA, 1921 nt
Organism: Topomyia yanbarensis
Lineage: Eukaryota; Metazoa; Arthropoda; Insecta; Diptera; Culicidae
Product: spermine oxidase-like
Exons: 3
Coding region: 21-1454 (477 amino acids)
Molecular function (GO): polyamine oxidase activity
Source: RefSeq, a predicted model, not a curated record
AAUUGAUCAGACCAGCAGAAAUGUCUACAAGAAUAGUGAUAAUCGGUGCUGGUUCAGCAGGAAUCGCAGCCGCUACUCGGUUGUACGAGAAUGGGCAUAAAAAUGUUGUCAUCUUAGAAGCAACCAGUCGAAUUGGAGGUCGGGUGCAUACAAUUCCAUUCGGUGACAAUGUAAUCGACUGCGGUGCCCAGUGGUGCCAUGGCGAAAAGAAUAAUGUGGUGUUCGAGAUGGCUGGUCCAUUGGGAUUACUGGAGUCUUCGGUGGUUGCCGAAAGGAACAUUCUACUGAAAUCGAAUGGUGAAGUGGUGCAGCAGGAAUAUACUGAUCGGCUGAUGGCGCUGGCUGAUAAAAUUGUCGAAUCUGAAGAGCUUUACGCGUAUGGUGGAACUUUGGGAGAUUUCUUUACAGAGCGCUUUACGAAAGAGGUCAACGAGGAGAAAAUGAAGGACAUCGACAGGGAAUUGGUACAGCAAUUUUUGAUGUACUAUCAUGGUUAUCAGAAAGGUUAUAUCGCGAUCGAUUCGUGGUAUGACUUUCCAACUGACGACGAUUCAGAGGAUUGCGAAGGCAAUGACGCGCUCAGUUGGAUGGGUAAAGGCUACAAAAGCAUACUGGAUUUAUUGAUGAAACGACAUCCCUCUCAAAACACGGAGCCAAUCCCAAUAGAAAAUAACAUAGAGUUCAACAAAUUCGUCAAAACAAUCCAUUGGAAUAAAGGCCCUGAUCAGCCUGUAACGAUCUACUGCACCGACGGAAGUCAAUAUGAUGCGGAUCAUGUCAUCGUAACAGUCUCUCUAGGAGUAUUGAAAGAAAAUUUACACACACUUUUCAAUCCACAAUUACCAUCUGUAAAACGGAAUGCGAUUACUGGUAUUCACUUCGGAACAGUAAACAAAGUAAUCUUAGAAUUCGAGACUCCGUUUUGGACCGAAAUGGGCAAUACUUUUGGGUUGCUUUGGAAUGCAGAGGAAUUGGAAAAUAUACGAUCUUCGAAGUAUGCGUGGACAGAGGGCGUCUCAACAUUUUUCAAAAUCGAUCGUCAGCCGAAGCUUCUGGGGGCUUGGCUCAUGGGCAAAGAAUGUCGUCAAGCAGAACUAUUAACUGACGAGGAAGUGACGGAGGGUAUACUACUCUUAUUGAAAAUGUUUUUCAAGAACAAGCAAAUCGAUAAACCAUUGCAAAUUAAAAGGACUCAGUGGUUUACCGAUUGCCAUUUUCGGGGAUCUUACUCAUGUUGUUCGUUGGCAACGAAACUUCUUAAAACAGACUUCAAAGAUAUGGCGAUUCCGCUUACUGAUUGUUUGGGAACGCCGGUUCUAAUGUUUGCUGGUGAGGCUACAAAUGGGCUGCAUUAUGGAACCGUUCAUGGAGCUAUUGAAAGUGGAUGGCGUGAAGCGGAUCGCAUAAUUACUUUGCAUAGGAAAGAAAACUCUGCAACCCUUACUGCUGCUUAAUAAAUUACUCAAAUUUUUAUCACAAAAGUAAACUAUCGAAUGCAGUUUGACACGAAAACUGUCUUUUUGGCUUUCAUCCUUUCGUAGAGUUAUUUUCAAUUCUUCGGAUGACGGAUUCCUACACGCAAAAAAAAAUCAAUUUGUAUUUCCGUGAUUUUAGAUUUACUAUAAGGUAACACCAAUAAACAAUAAAUCAAGCAAAAUUUCCGACUUACGUAAUCGCCGUUCAUGAUUCGACAUUCGUACCGUUACUUAUAAAACCCGUUGUGAUCUCGACAAUAAACAACUUGAGUGUGAUGAGACCGCAUGUUGUUUUUCGUAAAGUAGAAGGAAAAUGUAUUAGAUUUUAGGAAUAGCCACCUGUUCAACACAUCCUCAUGAGAUUCGGUACGCGGAAAAAGGUGUCUCCAAAUUCGUGAAUAAAGUGCCAUGAAUUCGGGAACAAUCACGUUUUUAAGUUACGAAAA